CUGGGAGUCAUUAUAACAUCAAUAAUUACCAUAAUUGAGAAUGUAGGAAUAUUAAUUGGAAUUUCUAUGUAUAGUGCAGAGGAUAUAGCUACUAUGGCUGACGAUUUGAAGGAUAAGUCUAAAGAGAGUUCCUAUGAAGUCUCGUCAAAGGAAUUAUACGAGAUUUUAAGCGAGAAUAUUAAAGAUUAUGCUGUCCAAUUUCGAUAUGGAUUUAUUGGAUUAUAUGCAGGAUGCAUUGCUGCAUGUGUCAUUAACAUAUUUGCGGCUACCAGCAAGAACAGGCUACUUACAAUUCCAUAUAUAGUGCUACGAUUCGUAGAGAUUGCAUUCAUUCUUACCUUUCACGUCAAUUACAUGCUGUACAUGAAGAAGAGCUGGAACCUCGGCAUCCUAAUUGCUGCCUGCUGCGCUGGAGGUUUCUAUCUUCUCCUUUUGCUGUACUUGUGGGGUGUUAGCAUUGCAAUGUUUCAAAUAAUUGGUAUUGUCAACAGCAAGAAGUACAAAGCGAUGAUUGCAAAGUCAAGAGAACCAAUCAUCGUGGUUAAAAAACCGAGAAAUCAGGAUGUUGCAACAAUUGCUGACAACUAUUUUGACAGACUUGAGGCAAAGAUGGUGACAAGUGACUUUUAUGGGGUUCAUAAGAGUAAUUUCAGAAGAAUAUAAAGUUGAUGUGUAGUAGUUUUGGUUCAUUUGAUUAGGAGUUGUUCGGGAAAAGGAAGGAGAUUGACCCAAAAACCAUCCUUUACCCAUGCUGUGCAUUUAUUUGAAAAAUUGAUUUUUUUCAGAUUCCUUGACCACCCUACAACUAUAAACUGCAAACAAGAUGAUAUUUAACAAAUCAAAACACAUUUCAUUUAUAUUUUUCAAUAAUAUAACAUUUUGCUUUAUUUAAUGUUGUUUUUAAUCCGUUUAUGCACACAUUAUGUUUUCAUCAUUAUUAUAUUUAUGUUUAAUAGCGAUCGAUCUUAAAUUUUUAUUUUAUUCUUUAUUAAUCUUUUUGUAUAUUCAUUUUUCAUUGAAUAAUUUUUAAAUCUUUUUUUUCUUCUUCAAAUAUAUGAAUAAUUUAUUUUUUGGUAGAGUUCUUCUUGUAGUUGAAAUUGAAAAAUUUCAUUCAGUUUUUGAUUUCGUCCAAGAAGACAAGGAUCUUGUGAUGAAUUGUUGAUUUUCUGGUCGAAAAUCUAUAGUCAUAACUGGUUCCUAUCUUCAAGGCGAACAAUCCGUAAAACUAGUGUGAAUUUAAUGAUAUUCCUAGUUGAUUUAAGAAAAUAUCUCAGAUUCACUUGUACUUUUAUGGAUUUUAUAUUUAAAAUAAAAGGAAAUUGACAAUUUCAUACCCAAAUUUACGAUUUAACAAGUGACUAAAAACCUUCAAUUUCCAUUAAUUGUAAAUAAUACAACUCGUGAUGUUUAUUUUGUAAUUUUUAUUAUCCAUUAGACUAACAUCAACAACAAAGAUUUUGUUUUUAUUUCUUCGAUAGACUUUUUUUUUAUUUCGAUAUAUUUUUAGCGUAUUUUCCUAAGGAACAAUACGCUUUUAUCUUCACUUUGGCUGGCUGGCUGGCUGGCUGGCUGGUACCGUGAGAUCUCAGCAAUGAAAGCAUAUAGAGCCUUCGGAUUUUUUGCAUUCAAUCCUUGCCAUAUUGUAGGCAAACCGAAUCCGCUUUAUGUUUCAUAACUUCUUACCAAAACUUAAUUAAAUUAACUUUUAUAUGUUUUUUGCAACGACUUAGCCGACUUUUGCAUAACAUACGAGUUUGAUAAAACAAUUUCAAAUUUCAAAAUAGCCGUUAAAAUUUUGAACGUUGCUUCAUGUAACGUAACUGGAUUUUAGUUUUUGAGUUUCUGGAUCUUCGUUUUUGGGAUUGGAUAUGACUUUAGAGUUACUGUAUCUUUGUUAUUGGUGUUGGAUAUGACAUUAGAGUUACUGGAUCUUUGUUUUUGGUGUUGGAUAUGACUAAAGAGCUACUGGAUCUUUGUUUUUGGUGUUGGAUAUGACAUUAGAGUAACUGGAUCUUUGUUAAUGGUGUUGGAUAUGAGUUUUAAGUUACUGGAUCUUAGUUUUUGGGAUUGGAAAUGAGUUUUGAGUUACUGGAUCUUAGUUUUUGGGAUUGGAUAUGACUCUAGAGUUACUGUAUCUUUGUUAUUGGUGUUGGAUAUGACAUUAGAGUUACUGGAUCUUUGUUUUUGGUGUUAGACAUGACAUUGAAGUUACGGGAUCUUUGUUGAUGGUGUUGGAUAUGAGUUUUGAGUUACUGGAUCUUAGUUAUAGGUGUUGGAUAUGACAUUAGAGUUACUGGAUCUUUGUUGAUGGUGUUGAAUAUGAGUUAAGAGUUACUGGAUCUUAGUUUUUGGGAUUGGAAAUGAGUUUUGAGUUACUGGAUCUUAGUUUUUGGGAUUGGAUAUGACUCUAGAGUUACUGUAUCUUUGUUAUUGGUGUUGGAUAUGACAUUAGAGUUACUGGAUCUUUGUUUUUGGUGUUAGACAUGACAUUGAAGUUAUGGGAUCUUUGUUGAUGGUGUUGGAUAUGAGUUUUGAGUUACUGGAUCCUAGUUUUUGGUGUUGGAUAUGACAUUAGAGUUACUAGUUCUUUAUUUUUAAUGAUGGAUGUGAAUGUAAAGCUACUGGAUCUUUGUUUUAGGGGUUGACUAUGACUGUAGAGCUACUGAAUUUAUGUUUUUGAUACGGGACAUGUUUUAAAUGCUACCAGAUCUUUAAAAUAAAAAUCUGGAACGAACUAUUAAAGAUCUGGUACGAAAAAUUAAGGCCCUCAAACGAUUUUGAGUUACAACUAAGUUUACUGAUCAGUAAGAGGAAAAUACGCUGAAGUCGCCCAGAUCCAAAGUACUGGCGAUCUUUUUACUAGUUUUUUCUUUUAUAAGGAAUUAAUUAUUUAAUAAUGUAAAUUGUGUGUGAUGAGGAAUAAAAUUUUUGAAUUAACAAAUAAAAACUUCAAUAAAUUUUAAUAAAAUCGUGUGAUGUAAAGUUCUGGAGCUAGUUGUGGCUAGAUAAACUUCAAGAACUAAGAUCAACUUCUUUUUUUAAGUUAUGAAUCCUUUAAAUUUUACAAUUACAUUCUCUAGAUCCAUAACCAGCCCCAGCAACUCUAUAUCACUUGACUUCUCUUCCAUUGGAGUAUAAUCUUGAUUUCUUUUCAUAGAGAAAAAGUAUUGCAAAUCUACAAAAAAGUUCAUCUCUUUAAAUUGAUUGAAAAUUUCUUUUAUCCACCUUCAAUGUCCAUUAUUCAAUAUGCUUACUUAAAAUGUCAACAAAAUAGACAAAUCUAUUUCAACUACUUUACGUUUCUUUAAAUUACUUCAAUCAUACUAUAAUAUUUUGUAAUAAUUUAAUAGUUGAUUGGAGAUAUGUUGAAUUAAAAGAUUUCUUUCUCUUCUUAAUAAUCGUGCCUUACUUCUUAAAGCAUUCAAUUUUUUUCUUCCUUUUCGUUUGAAAAGAAUUUUAAUUACUUUCGCAAUAUUUUUGCUGCUUUUAACUUCUUCUUGGUUGUCGAGUACUGUCAUUUAUAUUUUUCCUGCAUAAUUUAUUCAUAAGUAUGCAUUGAAUGAAUGUUAUCGUGCUGAUUAUUGCUUUUAAUUGAUAUCCUGAUAGAGUUUUCAAUGGUUUGCUGUGAACAUUAAUAAAUUGGUGAAAGUUUUCGUUAAUUUAUUGAAAAUUGAUAUUUUUUUGAAUUCUUAAGGAACCUUCCUUUGAAAACAAGGUUUAGAAUCUGUUUGUUUAUAUGUCGUGUGGUUCUUUCAGUGAUUUUAUGUUUAUUCUUGAAGAGAUUUAGUUAAAUUCAGGCUUUAUCUGAAUUUUGGAGAAUCACAACAAGCAAUUAAAUAUCAACUUAAUGAUUUAACCUACAGUUAAGUUUUAAGGGAAAUGUUAACCAAAAACUUGGUUCUUGUCAAUUUUCAAAAAACUAAUGUCUGUUGAAACUUCUAGAUGUAAAUCAGCUUACUUAAUUUUAAAAAUGUUCUCGAAAUCAUAGAAUCAGCGCAAUAACCUUCAUCCAAUAUCCCAUCUAUAAUCUGUUAAAACUUUUAAGAAUUUUUGAUGAAGUUUGUUUGAGGAAGAAGUUUGAAAAAAGGGCCUCAAAUAAAUUAAGUAUGUAUUUUUUUAUCGAGAGAGAUAAUUGAGUAUUUUGUUUUUGUCUUGAUGUGAGAGAAAAAUAACGAUAGUUUAGAUUAUAAUUUUUAUGAAGUAUGAAUCUGGUCCAUUUUUAAAUAUUUUUUUAAUAUUUUUUAUAUUUUUUUUUUCAUUGGAAUAAACUACAAUUCAAGUUAAUUAGCUUAACUUAAUUUAGUACGGUUUUUAUAUUGCACAAAAUUGCUGCGGUUGUUUUUUUGUUGGAAAAUUUGAUUAUAUUCUUAAUUAAUUGUUUUUGGGAAUAAAUGUUGUUAAGGGAAAAUCUGAAGAUGGCAAAAUAUUUGACAAAUUUUAAAUCACCAUCGCCAGAUGUUUUGAUGAUGAAAUAUGCUGUUGCUGAGCUUUCAAGUAAUAAAUCAUUUAACUUUAUUAACUUUCUGUUUUAUAGAAAAAAAUGAAAAAAUUCUGAUUUUUUUUUUCUUUUUUCAUUUUUUUAAUUUCACAAUUUUUUUCUUCUAACAUUUUCAUAUUUUUUUUAUGUUAAAUUACAUAUUUUUUGACUUGAACACAUUUAUGUCAUGAAAACGAAUGGAUUUAAAUAUAUUUGCAUCAAAUUUUUUUAUGACCAACGGGAGAUGAUGGUUGAUGAUAGCUUGAAGCUAGUAGCAUGGGAAAAAGACGAAAAGAAGAAUUACGAUGGAUGCUGUAAAAUGCUUUUUUUGGUUUGGACAAAUUUUUUUAUGCAAAAAAUAUUCAUAUCACAUUGUUUCCAUCAUCAAGUACUUAUGAAAUACAUUUUUAUUGGUAUAUGUAUGAUUUAUAAUUCAGCAUAAAAUAAGAAAUAAAUUUACACAAGAAAUAAGAGAAUUUUUUAUGAGUUUCAUCUCCUUUAAGAUAUGAAAUUUCUAAAAUUGUGCUAGAGAUUUUCAUCGUUCUUCUCUCUCUCUCUCUCUCUCUGGUUUUUAAAGAUUCUCAGCUGUGUUGUUUUGAUUUUUAUUUUUUGGUUCUUAUCAAUAACUUUAAUUUUUUGGAUUUGUUACAUUUUACAGAACACAAUUGUCAUUUUGUCUUUAAUAUUAAGCUUUUUCUUGUCUUUUUCUGUGGACUUUUUGAUGGGCUUUUAGCAAAAUCUCACGACUUAGCUGUGUUUUUCAAACUAUGCCAGAUGAACUAGUGAAGCAUAGAUUGAGCACGUUUCUGAACCCACCAAACGCAUUCACGAACUUCUUGUGCACAAAAUUCCCAAUCCCAGUUGUAUUCAAUUCAGCUGUUUUUGUGACUUGAUAUUUUAAUCAUUUUUUUAAAUUUUAUUUUCAUCAUCUAAAUUUUACAAUGUUUUUUAAUUAUAUCUUAUGGCAGUAGAUAUCGUCCAUCAACAAGUAUUUUACUCUGUGAAUCUCACACUAAAUUAAAUUAAAUUAAUUAUUCAGUGGUUUUAGGUAUAUUUCAUCUGUCCUUCCUUCAUAUAUUCUAAUUCAUUAUAAAUUAAUUAAAGGUUUAUGAUUAUCUAUCUGACAAAUGUUAUUUGAAUUGGAUUGAAUAAUGAUGUUAAUGGCUGUGAAAGUUGCUUGAAAUAUUUAAAAUGACUAGAGAAGAUGAUUUUUGAUAGCUGACAUGGAUCAGCUGACCUUGAAUUAUUUUUUUUGAUGUCUGGACACCACAAACUACUAGAUUUUCAUUCGACUGACCUGGUAACCCUAUUUAAUACUCAAAAUAAAUUCCCAUUAAGAUUGAUUGACAUCAACAGCUAUAAAUUUGCCGUCCUUUUGUAAUUCAUAUCAGCAUGCAUCACAACAUCAAAAUUCCACAAUCAUUUCAUCCUCAUAAAUAUUUCUGAUCCAACCGCAUGCAUAGAAAUUGAUGUCAUAAAGUAUUAGUUUUGAUCGUUAUGACAAGGAAACUAGCUCGAUUCGAUUGACAUGUUUAACUACCUUGGAUGUGGAAAAUUUAUGCAUGUCAUGUGAUUAAGUGUGAGGAUCAGAAGAUUAGUUGAUGAUGUAGUUGGAAAUGGAAUUGUUUUGCAGCUUAAAAUCUUAGAUUUGUGUCCAAUGAUCUAAUGUCAAACUUUUAAGUAUUGUGUCCGAAAAAGUAGAAUAUGCGAUGAUGAUGAUCAUUAAGUUCUGAUUGAUGUGUGACGGUAGUUUGAUAGUUGCUAUAAUAUUCUCAAUUUUUAAGCCAAAUAUUUCGAAGUUACUAAAUUAAUUGGUUAUUUACAUUUGCUUGAACUUAAUAGACAAGCUGUAAUAGUUAGACACUCCCAAUUAAGUGACCCAGAAAGUGCCAAUUUGGUAUAGCCUAGAGAAUUUUCUUAGGGCCAAUUUUGAUGCAAUUGAUUAUUUACAUCGGAAAGUUCCUAAAUGUCUAACUAUAUCCAUUGAAAUUCAUUUAAAAGAUUAUUUUACACGGCAAGAAAAUAAAAUGAACGACUUUAAAAUGUUAAGAUUUAGAAUAAAAAAGUAAGAAAGAGUUGAAAGUGUGAAAGAGAUUGGUUGUGUGAGCUGGGUAGAUACAUAGAAGAAGAAGAAGAUGGAAAAAAACGAACACGAGGAGGAAAAAGAAAGCUCUUUCCAUUCAUAGAAUAAGGAUUGUUUAAAAAAAUUGUGCAGUGUGCAAGUUAUCUUUCAUUUGCAGCGCGCGUGUGAGUGUAAAAUUUGUGUUUGUUUUUUGCAUUAUAAGAAAAUGUCUUUUUAUCUCGUCAACUCCUCAAAGAAUAAAAUAUAAAACAAGAAGUUUGUCUUAACAAUCACAUGAAGAAAUUUUAUUAUAAACUUUUUCUUGUGUAUUUUUUUUAUCAUAAAGCAGCAAAAGAUAUCAUUUAAUGUGAUAAGACACUCAAAGCUUGUUUCCAUAAUAUUUUCUAUUAUCUUUUCCAUUCAUCUUAAGCGUGCAAUAUAAAAAAAAAUCUUUUUUUAAAAUAGAUAGAAGGCAUUCUUACCAUUGACCCUUGGAGAAUUUUUGCAUGACUUACUAUGUAUUUUUAUAAAUCUUUAAGGUGUAGUUUGCUUUAUUUUUAAAUCAUUUUUGGAUAUUUCACAAGGAAUUUGAAUUUUGUAAGAUUAAGAACCCAUGAUUGCAUACUUCAAAGAAUUAAUCCUUAGGAACAUUCUUUACAUGCUAGGUUCUCAAUCAGGGUAUUAAACCUUAGAUGAUCUAACAUGAUGAAAUUAAUCCUUCAAAUAUCUUGAAACCUAAUCUGUGCUUGAUAAUCUGGUAGUCAGAUUAGGAGAUUUCCUUUUUAAAGACAUAAAAGUCUCCAACCCCAGUUCCUAAUGAAGCAUCAAAAUUAUUUCGUAAUUGUAAGUCAAAAAAAUUGAAUUCCAUCCUAAAAUCCAGCAAAAGUCUCAUCAAGGGUCUUAUAAUUGUUUAAAGUUUUCCAAGAAAAAUGCAGCAAAAGAGACAGUCAGAGUUUUAUUUUGAUAGAUAUAUACACGCUCAUAAUAUUUUGUUGGUCUUCAACUUUAUACCGUUCAUGAAUAUUCUUGCUUAUCGGCCAUUCGCAAAAGUUAUUAUUGUCUAUAAAGUUUUUUUUUUCAUCUUAAAUAUGAGUAUCAAUAAGUUAAGGACCUCAUAAUUCAUAUGAUUAUAAUAUUUUUUUUUUAUAUACUGAAGUGUAUUUUUCCUUUAUUCUGUCAAUAAUGUGUGUUUUUUGUGUAAUUUUGUCUCCUCUUUUCUCAUUUUUUUUUUCCUCUUGGACAUAAAGGUUAAUUGAAGCUUCUUUUGGCAAUAUUAUCAUUAUUAUUAUUACUAUAAUGUAUGUUAUUAUGUAUUAUAGAGAUAUUUGUUUUCUAUGUAGCGGAAGUUAAGGAGGGGAAAAAGUACCAUUAUUCUAUUUAGGUAUGUCUGUAUGUAUAUCUAUACUGUAGAAAGCUAUAUUCAUAAUUUUCAUUUUUUCAAUUAUUUAACAACAAUUCUUAUUUCUUUUUUUUUUAUCUCAAAAUUUAUUCAUUGUGGUUGGUAAUCUGUUUAUGCUAUUAACUUCCUCAAAAUUGUUAUGUAGACAGCUUUUUAGUCUUGAAGAGUUUUCAAAUAGCCUUCAAAAUUCUUUAUGUUCUAAUUAAUAUUAAAUUUGAGUUUUUUGGAUCGAAACAUUACUCAGAAUUUGUGUGUUUAUGUUAUUUUAGAAUACAUCAAUCUCUUGUUAAGUUUCAAUCACCAGAAGACUUUUUAACCCACGAAGAAAUUUCACUGGUUUUCCCGCAAAAUUUUAAAUGAAUUUUUGUUUGCAUUUUUUUAAAAAUUAAGUUUUAUUUAACUAGAACUCCAUCUACAUAAUAAUUUUGAGGAAGUUUAAAGAUUUCGGUCAUGGCAUACUCAAUUAUGUGAUUUAAUACUGUUUAUUGGUAUUGUUGAUUUCGCUUAAUUUGCUUCCAAAAUUCCAAUUUUAUUGAUUUUUUUCUAAUAUUUUUUACGUCGACAAUUUUUAUACUUCUCAUUUCGAUUUUCUUUGUUUAUUUUUAUGAUAAAUUUUAAUAACUAUAAUUUUUUUUAAAUUAAUAUUUUACAAAGAUAAUGAUAUGAUUAUGAAUAGGUAAAUCUUCCAACCUCUUUUGCUUGAAUCCUUAGUAGAUU
Molecule: messenger RNA, 8655 nt
Organism: Chironomus riparius
Lineage: Eukaryota; Metazoa; Arthropoda; Insecta; Diptera; Chironomidae
Source: the annotation of a GenBank genome assembly